Messenger RNA from Amoebophrya sp. A120, 1537 nucleotides. NCBI's taxonomy places the organism in Eukaryota, Dinophyceae, Syndiniales, Amoebophryaceae. The record is from the annotation of a GenBank genome assembly.
GUCGUACUGAGUGUCGAAGGCAGCUGCAGAGCCAACGGCUCAAAGUCUUCGAUUCUCAACCCAGCGCACACAGGUUGGUCAGACAAUACCUAUCGCUCUUGAACGUAGACAUUCAUACUACACUGCAGAAUUUGGAGUAGACCUUCACUGACCGAAUACAGACAUGUGCCGCCUUCCCGCGGGGAACUGCUUACCUUAGGACUCAUUGCUACACUUGUAAGUAAUUUACCCCGGCUCCGCUGCUGUUAUUUAUUUCUAUAAAGCGCAGAACGAAGUGGGCCUCGCCCGGACAAAGAACGCAUGGGGGGCCGCAGGCGGAAGAUACCGGCCCGGCUGUCGCCACUGCAAUCAGAUUUGAUGAAGGCCAGUCGCGACAAUGACAUUCUUGCGGUAGCGCACAUCAUCCAAGACCUGUUGAAAAACAAUGGCCUGGAUCGGUCGAUCACGCCCGCUGCCGCUCCUGCAGCAGAAAUCGAAUCCUCAGGUUCGUCCAGUAGCACAUCGACGUUCCCGUCGGCGGGUAUUAGCGAAACAAGGUGUUUUUCAACAGAGUUGUUCUCCGCCCCGGUUGAUCGGGCAGCGGGGGCAGAAGAAGAAGAAGAAAUAGACUGUGCGGGGACAAGUAGCAAUCCCAACAGUUGUACGUCUCGGCACUGCGGGGAACAAGCUGCGGCGACAGUGAAAUCAACCGGGGAUCAGGCUUCGGAGAUGGAACAACAGCUAGGGAGGGGCUGUACCACCGCGCCGCGGUCGGCUACUCAUCCAGAGGCAUCGUCAAGUAUUGGGGACGGAGCUGCAGCUGCGGUCGAGCGAGCAUUAAAAGAAAUUUUUCCCAGCGGUGGACCCGACGAAGCAAGCCCUUCGACUCACGACAGCACGAGCUCCCCGCGGGUGGAGGCCGCGCAAGUAGUAGAACACCAGCGACGAGUACCACAAGAGGGCGCGAUCGGAAAUGCGGACCCAUCACAAACUUCGCCCACAGUAGGGACUGCACAAACGCGGCCCACCACUUGUGAAGAUUCCGACCACCGCGGCCCCCCGGGUCGAUCCGUGGCCCUCAACCCGCGGGUGGUCCACGCGCGCACUGCCGCUAUACUGUCGGCGAAACAAGAGAUACAGAACGUGGACCAGCUUGGCAGCCACUUCACGGCUCUGCACAUCGCCGCGAUGAAGGGGCACUUGGAGAUUGUUCGGCUGCUGGUAACUGCGGGCUGCGAAGUCAACGGCGUCACCUCCCGGGGCCUCAGUCCCACGCACAUCGCCAGCAAAAAGGGGCACUUGGAAGUCGUCCGCUUUCUCUCGCGGAAACGCGCCACACCGGAAAGAAUGCCGGACCUUCUUUUGGAACGAGACAUGGUUCGUGACGCCCAGAUUGCCUGCGUGGAUAACCAGAACAAGCGAGUGAAACUGGAAAAAGCACUGCGAGCAUGAAUUGCAGCAGCUGUUUGGGGCGCAUUUUUUUUCCAAACUUUAUCGACGACUCUACAACGCGACACUGUAAGAUCGAGAUUCAUUUUUAUCGACGGAAAAAGACCGC